AUGGGGGAUGGGCUUUCGAGCAAUAUUGAUUCACAUACAUGCUUGGAGGAAGAGAGGCAAGCACUUCUCAGCUUCAAACAAGAUCUUGCCGAUCCUUCGGGCAGACUUUCCUCUUGGGUGGGUCAUGCAUGCUGUCAAUGGCAAGGGACUAGCCUAAAUCCGCCACUGGUUUCAUGCAACAAUCGAACCGGUCACGCUGAAAAGAUGGACCUCCGGAAUCCAUAUCCAGAUGCCUACCCUGAUGAUUGGCACUCCACAGAGUAUAGGCGGUCCUUUUUGAAGGGUAAAAUAAAUCCUUCAUUGAUUCGCUUGAAACAUUUAUCUUACUUAGAUCUAAGUUGGAACGAUUUUCAAGAUUAUCCUAUCCCCAAGUUUAUUGGCCAGCUUAAGAGUUUGAGGUAUCUCAAUCUCUCAUAUUCCCAAUUUGCUGGAGAGAUUCCCUCUUCUCUUGGUAACCUCUCAUACUUGAACUAUCUUGAUCUUUAUCUUUAUGAAUGUUAUUCGAAAGAUAUGAAUUGGCUUUCUCAUCUCCCUUCCCUAAAGUACCUCAACCUUAGCUAUGUGAAUCUCAACAGCACAGGAGUACGUUGGUUACAUGAUGUUCUCAUGCUGCCUUCACUCUUAGAGUUGCAUUUGUCUAGUUGCCAGAUUAAUGGAAGGCUUCAUCAGCUGCCACCCCUCGCGAUCAAUUUCACAUCGCUUUUGGUCCUCGAUUUGUCUGACAAUUUUCAUAUUUCUUCAUUCCCCGUGUGGCUUUUAAACCUUAUAGGCCUCAAAUCCCUUGAAUACCUAAACUUAUCGGAUAUGGACCUUGAAGGUCAAAUUCCUCGAGUUAUCGGACAUCUGUGCAAGCUAAAGAUGUUAGAUCUUCGGUUCAAUAAAUUCGACGGAGAUCUUGAAGAGUUUUUGAGUGUUUUUUCAAAUUGCCAAAAAAAUGGGGAGAUGGGAAGCCAAUUGCAGCAUCUUGACCUCUCUGCCAACUCUCUUUCUGGAUCAUUUCCAGAAUCUUUUCGACACUUAUCAUCCUUGAAGACACUGGACCUCUCUAGCAACUCUCUUUCUGGAUCAUUUCCAGAAUCUUUUCGACACUUGUCAUCCUUGAAGACACUGGACCUCUCUUAUAACCGUAUGAACGGUUCCGUUAUUCCUCAAGGUCUCGGACAACUCUCUCAACUUGUUGACCUAGACCUGUCUGGGAAUUCAUGGGAAGGAAUAUUAACGGAAGCGCAUUUCAUCAAUCUCACGAAAUUGAAGACAUUCCGGAUAAGCAGAGAUAAUAAAUCAGCAUCUCUCAGUAUCAAUGUGACUUAUGACUGGCUUCCCCCAUUUAACCUCAGCACACUUUACAUUAAAAAUUGUAGAGUGGGUCCCGAGUUCCCGGUAUGGCUUCGUUCUCAAACUCAAUUGGUUGAUGUCCUCCUUGAUAAUGCUGAAAUUUCUGGCCGAAUACCUGAGGAAUGGCUCUUGACGAUAUCUUCCCAGGUUCAAUAUUUGCAGUUACCUGACAAUCACAUUGGCGGACGAUUUCCGUUCCAUUUCAAAUUCCCCAGAAUAACUGUCAUGGAUUUGAGUCAUAAUCAUUUUGAGGGUACACUACACAUUUCCCCCAUUAAUGUGCCUGUACUAACAGAGUUGCAUCUUUCUGAUAAUCAUUUGAAAGGAACCAUUCCACCUUCAAUUUGCCAAGUGCCAACAAUGAUAAUCCUCUCUCUAAGAAACAAUCAAUUUUCUGGAGAGUUCCCUCAGGAAUGGAGUCUAUGGAGAGACAUAGUUGUCGUGGAUGUCUCGAACAACACUCUCUCUGGUAAAAUUCCCAGUUCAAUGGGCAUUCCAACUACUCUCAGAGUUUUGAAGAUGAGCAACAAUCAUUUUGAGGGAGAAAUUCCUUCUUCCUUGCAAAAUUGCUCUGCUUUGGUUGAUAUCGACUUAAGUGGCAACGAACUCGCUGGAAUCAUACCCACAUGGAUGGGGUCAAUGCUAUCUGAAUUGCAAGUUUUACAAUUGCGAUUCAACUUUCUAAGCGGAAAUAUUCCCCAGCAGUUGUGCCAUCUUCAAUCCCUUCAUAUCCUAGACCUCAGCCAUAACAACAUUUCAGAGACUAUUCCCAAGUGUUUGGGUAAUUUGACUGCUCUACGCUCCAAGGUGUCCAUGAGGACAUUUUUUGGUUCCUACGAUGAGUUGACGACAGUUAUCAUGAAAGGAAGAGAACUUGAAUAUACGUUUGAUCAUGCGUUGGAUUUGGUAAUGAGCAUUGAUUUUUCCUCAAAUAAUUUAGAAGGCGGAAUCCCGGACGAAAUAAGUUCUCUUGUUGGAUUGGGUUCCUUGAACUUGUCAAUGAACCAACUAACUGGAAAGGUUCCACGGAUGCUCGGACACUUGAGCAUGUUGGAAACUCUUGAUCUCUCACACAACCACCUUUCAGGAGAAAUUCCCCAGAGCUUGUCUUCUUUAACCUCACUGUCUCACUUCAACGUGUCUUAUAAUAAUCUGUAUGGCAGAAUUCCUUCAGGUUUUCAACUACAGACACUGGAUAAUUCAUCCUACAUCGGGAAUCCAUCACUAUGUGCUUUUCCUCUUUCAACUAUGUGUCAAGGAGAUGAAGAUGGCGGCCAAACUCCAGCAGGAGACGUUGAAGAUGAACAUGAUAAUGGAAAACUUGGUUUCUUUAUCAGCAUGGUCCUCGGGUUUGUCAUAGGCUUUUGGGGUGUUUGCGGCACGUUACUCAUAAAGACGUCGUGGAGGUAUGCAUAUUUUCAGUUCUUUGACAAUAUCAAAGAUGAGAUGAUAGUAGCAAUUACAGUGAAGAUAGCCCGCUUGCGGAGACGAUUGUGA
Molecule: messenger RNA, 2832 nt
Organism: Argentina anserina (silverweed cinquefoil)
Lineage: Eukaryota; Viridiplantae; Streptophyta; Magnoliopsida; Rosales; Rosaceae
Product: receptor-like protein EIX2
Exons: 2
Coding region: 1-2832 (943 amino acids)
Molecular function (GO): protein binding
Source: RefSeq, a predicted model, not a curated record